Lathyrus oleraceus (garden pea) is the source of this 453-nucleotide messenger RNA. RefSeq lists its product as uncharacterized. NCBI's taxonomy places the organism in Eukaryota, Viridiplantae, Streptophyta, Magnoliopsida, Fabales, Fabaceae. The transcript has 2 exons. Bases 1 to 453 code for a protein of 150 amino acids. Gene Ontology annotation, biological process: telomere maintenance; DNA repair. Gene Ontology annotation, molecular function: DNA helicase activity. The record is from RefSeq and is a predicted model, not a curated record.
AUGAGUCCGGAGAUAAUUGAGGCAGAUUAUGAUCUCCCAUCUUUACCCCCUAAUACAAUAGACAGAGGUGCAAUUCCAAGUAUCGUACAAGAGGAGUUAGCGCUCGAUAUCCCCAAUGAAGAUAUUGAAUAUGUUGCUAAGUUAAAUAAUGAUCAAAUGAUUGCAUUCAACACCAUUAUAAAUGUAAUUGUUCAAAAACACAUUGGGGUAUUUUUUGUUGAUGGUCUAGGAGGAACAGGUAAAACAUUCCUUUAUAGAACAUUAAUGGUAAGUUUAAGAAGUAGAGGAGAAAUUGUCUUAGCAACUGCAUCAUUUGGUAUAACUGCAACAUUGUUACCCGGUGGUAGGACUGCACACUCUCGAUUUAAGAUACCUAUUGAUAUACAACGAGUUCCAUUUGUGGUAUUCAAAAGCAAAAAGAUCUUGCAAAUCUCAUUAGAGUUGCUUCCAUAA